Messenger RNA from Cynocephalus volans (Philippine flying lemur), 1663 nucleotides. It is a transcript of the gene HSF4, whose product is annotated as heat shock transcription factor 4. Gene Ontology annotation, molecular function: sequence-specific DNA binding; DNA-binding transcription factor activity. The transcript has 13 exons. Gene Ontology annotation, biological process: regulation of DNA-templated transcription. The coding region runs from base 37 to 1509 and encodes 490 amino acids. Lineage: Eukaryota; Metazoa; Chordata; Mammalia; Dermoptera; Cynocephalidae. The record is from RefSeq and is a predicted model, not a curated record.
CUGGGCCAGAGCGUUGAACCGGGCCGAGACUGCGCCAUGCAGGAAACGCCAGCCACGCUGCCCACGGAGCCAGGCCCCAGCCCCGUGCCUGCCUUCCUCGGCAAGCUAUGGGCGCUGGUGGGCGACCCAGGCACCGACCACCUGAUCCGCUGGAGCCCGAGCGGGACCAGUUUCCUGGUAAGCGACCAGAGCCGCUUCGCCAAGGAAGUACUGCCCCAGUAUUUCAAGCACAGCAAUAUGGCGAGCUUUGUGCGCCAACUCAACAUGUACGGUUUUCGGAAGGUGGUGAGCAUAGAGCAGGGCGGCCUGUUGAGACCAGAGCGCGACCACGUCGAGUUCCAGCACCCGAGCUUCGUGCGCGGCCGGGAGCAGCUCCUGGAGCGCGUGCGGCGCAAGGUGCCAGCGCUGCGCGGUGACGACGGCCGCUGGCGCCCCGAGGACCUGGGCCGACUGCUGGGCGAGGUGCAGGCUUUGCGAGGAGUGCAGGAGAGCACCGAGGCGCGGCUGCGGGAGCUCAGGCAGCAGAACGAGAUCUUGUGGCGGGAGGUGGUGACUCUGCGGCAGAGCCAUGGUCAACAGCACCGGGUCAUCGGCAAGCUGAUCCAGUGCCUCUUUGGGCCACUUCAGGCGGGGCCCAGCAGCACAGGAGCCAAGAGAAAGCUAUCCCUGAUGCUGGAUGAGGGGAGCUCAUGCCCAACACCUGCCAAAUUCAACACCUGCCCUCUACCUGGUGCCCUCCUGCAAGACCCCUAUUUUAUCCAAUCGCCCCUCCCAGAGACUGCCUUGGGCCUCAGUACUCACAAGGCCAGGGGCCCCAUCAUCUCUGACAUCCCAGAAGACUCUCCAUCCCCUGAAGGGACCAGGCUUUCUCCCUCCAAUGGUGGCAGGAGGGAGAAGGGCCUGGCACUGCUCAAAGAAGAGCCGGCCAGUCCAGGGGGGGAUGGCGAGGCCGGGCUGGCCCUGGCCCCAAACGAGUGUGACUUCUGCGUGACAGCCCCCCCACAGCUGCCUGUGGCUGUGGUGCAGGCCAUCCUGGAAGGGAAAGGGAGCUUCAGCCCCGAAGGGCCCAGGAAUGCCCAACAGCCUGAACCAAGGGGCCCCAGGGAGGUACCUGACAGGGGGCCUCUGGGCCUGGAGAGGGGGGACCGGAGUCCAGAGAAUCUGCUGCCUCCAAUGAUGCUUCGGCACUCCCCUGAAGGUGUGGAGCCUGUAGGGCCCCUGGAUGUGCUGGGCCCCAGCUUCCAAGGGCGAGAAUGGACCCUGAUGGACUUGGACAUGGAGCUGUCCCUGAUGCAGCCCUUAGUUCCAGAGAGGGGUGACACUGAGCUGGCAGCCAAGGGAUUAAAUUCUCCAGGCCCAGGGAAAGACCCCACGCUCGGGGCCCCACUCCUGCUGGAUGUCCAGACGGCUUUGGGAGGCCCAGCCCUCGGUCUGCCUGGGGCCUUAACCAUUUACAGCACCCCUGAGAGCCGAGCUUACUUGGGCCCGGGGACCAGUCCCUCCCCCUGAGACCCACACGUGCGCCUCUGAAGCCAGUCUGGCAGAGGAACCGGUCCGCGGCAGUACACCUUUCUUGGCUUCCUGGCGCCCCCUGGCGGGGGGUUGAGUGAAGCCCCACUACUCGGCGGCCUCUCUCCACUAUCCCGACGAGCCCCGCAUAUAA